Molecule: messenger RNA, 2769 nt
Organism: Angiostrongylus costaricensis
Lineage: Eukaryota; Metazoa; Nematoda; Chromadorea; Rhabditida; Metastrongylidae
Source: the annotation of a GenBank genome assembly
AUGACAUCUGAACCAAAGAAAGGAAACUGCCUCGUUGCUCGAGCUGUACCGCUAUCACUUGGUGGUGCAGUAACACAGGAGCUGGCGGAUCAUAUGGAACAACUGAUAAUCGAUGAGACAAACACUCAGAAAAAAAUUGACAAAGUCGCAAAUAAUAUCAGUCCGUCGGAUUUCGUCACGUUACAGAGCAUCAGAUCGUCAGCUUUGGCUCGUAAAACGGCAACGACUUGGAAGUUUUGUAGUGGUGGUCCUGCUCUCUUCAACGAUCUACUCAAUAAAGAACCGGACGAAAACAGAACUGACGUGAAAGCAGAAGGAGAGAGUAAUACAGAAAGUAAGGUGAUUGUGGAAGUGCAGGCUGAGAAAACCGCUGGACAAGAGAGGUUGGAUGGCGAUCUACUUUCACGUGGUCCAGUGAAGAAUGUUAGACUACCGAAAACGCAUCAUCCGUAUAACUUGGGUGCCGUUCAUUAUGGCACGGCAGCACAAAGUCCUGUUCAUGAUUAUUCGGUUUUUUCAAAUUACGGUGGUGGUUACGAAUGUGGGAGCACGUGGACAGACAGUCCAGAUAUUUUUGGCUGUGUCUCGUCCUCGUCUCCAGAGUCGCUCGGAGUAGACAAUGGUUAUCAUUCCAGCUCACCAGUGCAGAAAUCUCCGCUUCAGACUAGUCCAUUUACAGAUCACUCAAUCACAAAAAAUGAACUGUCUCGUCUAUUGGAUUCUUCAGAAUUGCCGGAUCCAUUGGUGGAUUUUAUUUUGAAAUAUUCACGUCGUUACACAGAGGAGCAAGCAACUAAAGAGCCGUUGUCUAGUCCGAAACAUCGUCCACUAUCAGCAGAUUCUGGCCUUGAUUCACCUAUGUCCGCACGUUCUGCUCCAAAUGCUAGCCCCGAAGUUCCGACUGGCGGGAAUAGUGGCCCCACAACGCCAUCUUUUAACCAGACACGUCUAAGCCCUAGUAAAGGCCUUGAGUGUUCCGCCAAACAAACUCUUCGUUCUCUUAUUCCGGACAGUGAGAUGGACGAUGCGUGGGCAUGGACAUUGAAAUGUAUACAGUUCGCUCCUGGUUCAUUGACUCAUCAAGAUGAUGAUCGUGACACACUUCUUCAUAUUGUGAUUUCGCACCAUGACCUUGCCAAGAUUUACUCUUUGGUUGAACAACAACUCAAACUUAGUGAUGCAAUGGAGCAGCGACCAUUCGACGUUCCUAACCGAUACAAUGAAACUCCAAUGUUCCUCGCUGUACAGCAGCAGUUGAAAGAGGUAGUCGCAUACCUGCUAGAAGUUGGCGCGGAUCCAAAUGUACAGACGUUGCGUCCAGAACGAGAAGGUGCUAUUCAUUACGCGUCAACGAGGGGAAUGUGUGAUAUUGUGGAGAUUUUGUGCGCCUCACGAAACCUAAAAAUUAACCAAUUAAAUGGAUGUGGUCAGACGGCACUCCACUGCGCAAUUGCAAAUCACGGUGUUCUUGAUGAACGGUUGCAGAAAAUUAUCGACAAUCGCGACGUUAUUAUCACGCUUCUGAAGGCUGGAGCUGAUCCAACACUCGUGCGAGUGUGGGACUCUUUCCAGGAUGCAAGAAAUGGAAGGACAAUAGUGCAUUAUGCUGUUGAGACAAUGGAUCCCCAGAUUAUUGAAGUGUUGAAGAACAAUGUUGAUGAAGAUUCCUGGACUGACCUAGUCAAUCUGGCGGAUUUCAAUCAAGAAAAGCCGAUGGAUAUGUUCAAAACCGGCAGAUAUCUGUCGAUUAAUGAGUCUACAAGGCCGGCCGUUCGUCGCUUAGCCGGUACGGUAGGUGUGAAAUGUCUACGAAAGAAGGUAUACGAACAGGCGGUGCUGUUUAUUGAGACAUUUCUGGAAGAUGUUCUUUAUGAUGCUGCAGUAUAUCGCAUCGGAGCAAGAAGGAAAACAGUUCUGGUGAAGGACGUACAACAUGCUCUACAACGACGUGGUUUCAAAGUAUGCAUGCUGCAAUGUGGAGAUCUCGGUGCUGGUCACCUUCCAAUACUGUUCGGGAUUUUGUUCUCCAUCAAUUUGGGCUGUACCUACGUGUAUGCCGUUCUCAAUUCUGAUGUCGAAGCGAUCUUCCCGUAUGUUUCUGCAGCAGGUGAUCAUCGUCCUGAGUCCUGUGUUUUCAGCCUUUUUCUGAACAUCUCCGCUUUCUUACUGAUGGUGGUCAUGUAUUUAAGAUAUUCUUUGAUUGCUGUUUUAAUACGAGAUUCGGAUAAGCCUAUGGAUAAGGUCAACAUUAUCAGCUUCUGUAUCGGAAUGGUUGGAAGUGCCGCUAUGCUGAUCGUUGCGAACUUCCAAGAAACUGCUGUAAUUGCUAUACAUUUAUUGGCUGCCUGUAUUUGUUUUGGUUCGGGUUGUGUGUACACAAUACUACAGUCGUGGAUUACUAUUCGGAUGCAUCCAUUGUACACAAAUCGUCGCAUCGGUGUGAUUCGGGCAAUAAUCUCGACUAUUGCAACUGUAUCAUUUGUUCUAGCAGUCGGUUUUGGUGUUUACGCUGCUCAUGAAUUUCAUCGAUACUAUCCGGAUCUUCCCACACCCCGCCCGUGGAACAGAAAAGUGUGGCAACCGGGUUACAAUUUCCAUGUUGCGUCCGCGGCUGCCGAGUGGAUAAUGGCCGUCGCUCAUGUGUUGUUCAUCUUAACCUAUGCAAGAGACUUCGAAAAGGUUCGCGUUUCUCUCUAUAUUGAGUCACUUGUCUCUCAUCUUGAUCACAGUCCGCUUGUGCGUUCCCUCAACGAUAUGCGUGAAAUGUAA